Molecule: messenger RNA, 3945 nt
Organism: Dendronephthya gigantea
Lineage: Eukaryota; Metazoa; Cnidaria; Anthozoa; Malacalcyonacea; Nephtheidae
Exons: 3
Coding region: 1090-3945 (951 amino acids)
Biological process (GO): DNA recombination; DNA integration
Molecular function (GO): DNA binding
Source: RefSeq, a predicted model, not a curated record
GUCAGUCAGUCAUUAGAUUGUCGACACUGCCCCAGUGUAACUAAAAUUUUGAUAAGCUAUAACUUCUUUUACAAGAAGAGUUACAUUUUAAUAAUUGGGGAACUACUUUAAAAUAUUGCGAAUUUUAGUCUAUGUACGCGACAUACAUUUGCGCGCGAUAGUUUUUCCGAAGUUGAGGUGAAACGAAGCCGGAGGUUACACUAGGGCAAAUCGUCGUGUAAACCUUCAUUUUUUAGUGGAUUUUCUCCAAAAUUGGACAGAUGUGGGUUUGACGCAAGCCGCGUCCGUCCAUUAGUAACCAGCACUUUCCAUUAACCUUGGGUCAGAGUUGUGUAAAGAAAAUAAAAUGCCUGAAACUUUAACAGUUCUUACCCGACCUUCGAGGCCCAAAUGAGCCACCAUUUCAGCUGCAAAGACUUAGCUAAAAGUAAUUUUGUGAUAACUCCCUCAAUUUUCAUGCAAAUGACCUGAUUUUUGGCAUGCAUGUUAAUUUCUACUUGUACUACCAGCUCACUAAAGCUCAGAUUUUUUCUGUAUUGCUUGUCCAUUUUAUUUUAACUUUUUCUCCAAAAUGCCACGUUACAAAAGGGCACAUGUGCCCGUGUGUAACCUGAAAUGUGCCCUUAUGUAACAUCAGAAACUUCAACUUCUUUUUGGCCUCAGUAACUAGGCUGAACAUUGACUAGGGAUGGUCAUAAGUGGCUAAUCUCAUAAAAAACUGGCUUAAAAACGCAAAACAGACCAUGCUUUGCGCAAUUUUUUUACCUCCAUUUAUUUUAAAUUCCUCGCAUAUUAUAUUUGCUAAAUAAUUUUAAAACAUUAAAAAGUUGUCAUAAUAAAGUCUCCUCAGACCUCUCAUGGAAAAAAAAUGUUGAUGUAAAAAAAUUAAUAAUUUUUUUGAGAAUUAUGAAGAACGUCCACUUUAUACAAGUUUCUCUAUCGGUUAACAGCGGGAGGCACCGCAAUGCAUUGUGGACUGUGCGCGUCUCUUUCUUGUCUGUCUAUAUUAAAGCUUGACGUAUCAUCAGGAAACGAAGGAGAGGAAUACUUCGAAAGGAUUGCCUUUUUGUGCUAAGAAAGUUUAUUGGAAUGGAAAUGGAACCUGAAGUUGUUUCGGUAGAGAUGGAAUGUUUGGAUGGUGGGAAUGCUGGAAAAGAGGUGGAUGGUGGAAAUGGUCGAGAAGAAGUAGAUGUUGGCAGUGGUCAUGAAGAAACGGCUGGUGGCAAUGGUCAAGAAGAGAUGGAAGCUACUGAUUGUAGAAAUAGCAGAAGUGUGGGUGGGAAAAGCCGUAGGGCAAAGCACAAGUGCCCAUUCACUGCUUGCAAUGCCAGUGUCAUCCACCUUCCCAGGCACAUGAAGCAGGUGCAUGGGUGGAACAAAAAUGACUCGGCUGCUGUUCUGGGAACAUUUGACUUGCGAAAUGGUAAACCAUUGGUAAAGAAAAGAGAACACCCAAGAAAAGUAUGCCCCAAACAUAAAUGUGGUGCCAUCGUUAGGCGGAUACAUAACCAUCUUGCCCAGGUACACAAAAUGAAAAGAGGAAGUAACGAAUACUUGAAGUUGGUGAAGAAGGCUGAGAACUAUUUACCUCCUGUUAUUGACAUCAGUUCCUCGGACCAAUCUUCAGUGGACAGCGAUGGCCUUGAUCAGCCAGGAACCUUGCAGAAGAUGAAAAAGCCAAGCUCAUCAAGAAAGGUUUACCAAUCUGUGUAUGACAGUGAGGAUUCUGAAGACUAUAAUAGUUUCUUGAGUUCUGUUGUUAAGAGUGGUGACAAGAGAAGUGAUAGAGAUGGUGAUGACAGGGGUCAUGACGAGGGUGAGUGUGGUGGUGAUGUUGAUGGGGACAGUGGUGAUGAAGACGGUAAUGGUGGUUUUAGUGGUAAUUGCAGUUAUAAUGCUUUUAGUGGAGGCAAUAAGAAGGGUAAUUGUGAGGAUGUUGAAGAUUAUGUGGGUGGAGAUAUUGAGAAGAGGGAUGAUGAUAAUGAUGGUGAUAAUUAUGGUGAAUGUAGUGGUGAUAGAGUUGAUUGUGAUAUUGGUGGCAAGUGUGGGAAUGUUAGAAAUGAAGGCAAUGAUGAUGGUGGUGAUAAAGGUGGUGAUGUUGAAAAUAUUGGAAAUGAUGGUGAUGGUGAUCAUGAUGUUGAUAGGGAUGUUGGAAAUGAUGAUGGUAGUUACAUUGAUGGUGACAGUGGUAACUCCAGUGGCCAGGUUUCAUCAAUUAGUAUCGAUGACAAAGUGACAUUAAGCAACUUCAAAGAUUGGUUGGGGGGUCCAGAUGGUGGCCGUAAAGAUGAAAAAUGUGCAAGACAGUGUAUGCGACAGGUGGAAAUGGUUAUGAAGUUCAUCACCCCAAAUGCUCCGUCAAUAUCAAGCCUAUUGUCCAAGUCAUUGCUUAGAGAUAAAUGGCUAAGAAUCAUUGAAGAAGAGAAGAAACCUGGUACUGUGAAAUCAUAUCUUGGGUCCCUUAACCAAUUCUUUAUUUACAUGCGUACAGAAUGUUCAGCCAGAUUUGAUGAGAUGAAUGUAAAUGAGGGAAAACUUGUUAGUCUAUCUGAACAGGUCAAGUUAUGGGCCAGGUCUUCUCGGAAGAUGGCCCAAAAUCGUUUUUGGGAAAAACGUGUAGAGGAUUUUGAAACCUUAAAGACGCCAGAAGAGGUAAAGCAGUUUGACAUUUCAGAGGUUGCACGGAAGGCAGUUAAAGUACUUGGGGAAUUCCAGACAGAUCCCGAUGUCUCUGUGGUAUCACAGGCAGAAUACACCAUUGUGCGAGACUACCUCAUGACUCUGAUUUGUAUUAACAAUGGCAGCAGAUCGGGUCCAAUUGCCAACAUGACCAUGGAGGAAUUUCAAAAUGCCACACAGCAAGAUGACUGCUAUGUUGUUAGGGUGAAGAAGCACAAGACGUUUACCACCCAUGGGCCAGCACACCUCGUCUUGUCGUCGUCGAUUCAUAAUUAUAUGAAAGUGUUCAUUGAAAAAUUACGGAGAUGUAUACCAGAUGUCAAUGCAUGCCAACCCAUAGUUUUUUUGAGUUACAGAGGCACCCCACUAGAUUCAUCCCAAGUUGGUGCCCAAAUUGGCUCAUGUUGGGGCAAGGUGUUUGGGAAAAAAGCAUCUAUGGGUGGUGCAACUUCAUUCAGAAAGGCUGCGGUUUCUGCCGUUCAUGAGUGCAAUGAAGAAAUGCGAGGUGACUUAGCAGAUCUCAUGGUACAUAACAAGACAACGGCGGACAAAUAUUACCUGCUAAAGAAUAAGGGAAAGUCUGCAGUAAAAACAUCCAAAGAACUGUCACGCAUUAUGCGUGAUGGCUCUGAGAAGACAGAAUCCAGUGAUGGUGUGGAGAAAGAAGAGAAUAAAGAUCAGGAACCACCCGAGAAAGACGCUGCCACAUCAAGCGUGGUCAGUUGUCCCAGGCACAAGUGGUCAAGUGAGGAAACAGACUUAUUAAAACAACUUUUUGCUACCCAAAUCCAGAUGAAAAAGGUAUCGAUGGAAGACAUUCGGGAGCUUUGCAAGGGUCAGCAAUUCCUUGAGAAAAUUCCUCCUUCCAAGAUAAGAGAUAAAGUCCGAACCUUAUUUAAGUUGGGCGAAUCGUCCCUCCCGCCACAAGAGAAGGAGUCUACAGAGGAGAAACUCAAACGUUUUGGCAUGCCAAUUGCUAGUGCUUGCAAAGAGAAAGGCAGCAAAGAUACGAAAGAGAGACCCUCCGAGGACAAUGAGGAGGAGGAAAGCAGAGAAGAUGGUGAAGAGGAGAGCAGCCAGUACUCACGUCCAUCAUCAUCAUCCGAUGUAGUUCCUCCAUCGUCACGUUCCAGAGGUGGACAAGAUCGCUUGUUCAGUGAUAUGGAAAUGGUGGAGUUUAGAAAGUUAUUCUCUGCAGUCAUUCAUUCGGACAAGCCAAUCACCACCAAAGUUGCUGUGUCGAUGUUGAAGAAGAAUAAAGUUUGA